AUGUGUUUACAGUUAAAGACAUAUAAUCAUUACACAAUUGUGUUACACAACUCUCCCGUUUUAAUUUACAGCAACGGUAAUAAAUAUGAUAGCGACGCCGACGCAUUCCAAAGUGAAUUAACUCUACCAAAUGGAAGGAUCUUAGCAAAGAAUGAAACGUUUAAUGCAGAAGAAGGCUUUUUCACAUUUAAAGAUGAAAACGAUAAUAAACUCCGAAGAGAUGAUUCACCAUACUUGAAAGUGUAUACUAAUAUAAAUGAUCUAAAUGAUCUAAGUGCAAAAUCGUUUAAAAUAUGGAAAAAAGUGGUUCAAAAUAUGAAAGAUCAUUUCUAUAAGGAAACAAUUAAAAUGGAUGACAGAUGGAGGAAUUUUAUGUGGACCAUGAUAUGGGAAAAACAUUACAUACAAAACGUACAUCGUAUAAUUAAUAAAGUUCUUCAAGACAUAAAUAAUCCAGUAACAAAAAAAGAAAAAAUAAUUAACAACUGGUUCCAAAUGUCUGAAGAAGACCUUGAAAUUUUCCUCAAAUGUGUUAAGGAACUGUGGCAUAAGGUGGUUUCGGAUAAACACAAAAAAGCCGUCCAGGGUGAGCAAACGAUGAAUGAAGAUGCCAAAAAUGUGAAGAACCAACUCGACAAAUAA
Molecule: messenger RNA, 642 nt
Organism: Plasmodium cynomolgi strain B
Lineage: Eukaryota; Apicomplexa; Aconoidasida; Haemosporida; Plasmodiidae
Exons: 2
Coding region: 1-642 (213 amino acids)
Source: RefSeq, a predicted model, not a curated record